UUCCUUUGUUCGGUCUACGUCCCGAUGUGCACGGAGAAGAUCAACAUCCCCAUAGGUCCCUGCGGUGGCAUGUGCCUCUCUGUCAAGAGGAGAUGCGAACCCGUUCUGAAAGAGUUUGGAUUUGCCUGGCCGGACAGCCUGAACUGCAGCAAAUUCCCACCCCAGAAUGAUCACAAUCACAUGUGCAUGGAGGGCCCUGGAGACGAAGAGGUUCCCCUCCACAGCAAGACCUCGUUGCAGCCCGGAGAGGAGUGCCACAGCGUGGGGUCCAACUCGGACCAGUACAUCUGGGUGAAGAGAAGCUUGAACUGUGUCCUCAAGUGUGGCUACGACGCUGGUCUCUACAGCAGGUCAGCGAAGGAGUUCACGGAUAUCUGGAUGGCCGUGUGGGCCAGUCUCUGCUUCAUCUCGACUGCCUUCACGGUCCUGACCUUCCUGAUUGAUUCAUCCAGAUUUUCCUACCCGGAGCGCCCAAUCAUAUUUUUGAGCAUGUGCUACAAUAUUUAUAGCAUUGCUUAUAUUGUGAGGCUAACUGUGGGCCGGGAAAGGAUAUCCUGUGAUUUUGAAGAGGCAGCAGAACCUGUUCUUAUCCAAGAAGGUCUUAAGAACACAGGAUGUGCUAUAAUUUUCUUGCUGAUGUAUUUUUUCGGGAUGGCUAGCUCCAUCUGGUGGGUUAUUCUCACAUUGACGUGGUUUCUGGCUGCGGGACUCAAGUGGGGCCAUGAAGCUAUAGAAAUGCACAGCUCUUAUUUCCAUAUUGCAGCCUGGGCUAUCCCGGCGGUGAAGACCAUCGUCAUUUUGAUUAUGAGACUGGUAGACGCAGACGAGCUCACCGGUCUGUGCUACGUUGGGAACCAGAACCUUGACGCGCUGACGGGCUUUGUUGUCGCUCCGCUUUUUACCUACCUGGUCAUUGGGACUUUAUUCAUUGCAGCGGGACUCGUGGCCUUAUUUAAAAUCAGGUCCAAUCUUCAGAAAGAUGGAACGAAAACUGACAAACUGGAAAGGUUGAUGGUCAAAAUCGGUGUCUUUUCAGUGCUGUACACCGUCCCAGCAACGUGUGUCAUCGCCUGUUAUUUCUAUGAGAUCUCCAACUGGGCCAUUUUCCGCUAUUCGGCAGAUGACUCCAAUAUGGCAGUGGAGAUGCUCAAAAUCUUCAUGUCCCUCCUGGUGGGUAUUACAUCAGGUAUGUGGAUCUGGUCAGCCAAAACUCUGCACACGUGGCAGAAGUGCUCGAACAGACUGGUGAACUCAGGGAAAGUGAAACGGGAGAAGAGAGCAGAUGGUUGGGUGAAACCUGGGAAAGGGAACGAGACCGUGGUGUGAGCAAAGGAC
Molecule: messenger RNA, 1335 nt
Organism: Opisthocomus hoazin
Lineage: Eukaryota; Metazoa; Chordata; Aves; Opisthocomiformes; Opisthocomidae
Source: RefSeq, a predicted model, not a curated record